This is a messenger RNA of Cydia splendana, 6010 nucleotides long. RefSeq names its product E3 ubiquitin-protein ligase MIB1 (gene mib1). Gene Ontology annotation, cellular component: cytoplasm. Bases 84 to 3242 code for a protein of 1052 amino acids. Gene Ontology annotation, biological process: Notch signaling pathway; endocytosis; protein ubiquitination. The transcript has 17 exons. Lineage: Eukaryota; Metazoa; Arthropoda; Insecta; Lepidoptera; Tortricidae. The record is from RefSeq and is a predicted model, not a curated record. Gene Ontology annotation, molecular function: zinc ion binding; protein binding; ubiquitin-protein transferase activity.
CUAAUUUAAUGAGAAAAGGGCUUCGUUUAAGUUUUCAUCUCGAGUUUUACUCUUAAAUUUUAGCAAGAAAGUUAAACAUCAUAAUGGAGCCUAGUGUUUCAGGUUCUUCAGCAUCUUCUAGAGCGACUAGAUUCAUGAUGGAAGGCGUAGGAGCUCGUGUUAUACGGGGGCCAGAUUGGAAGUGGGGCAAACAGGAUGGAGGGGAGGGGCAUGUAGGUACCGUGAGAAACUUUGAAUCACCAGAAGAGGUAGUGGUUGUGUGGGACAAUGGAACUGCUGCAAAUUACAGAUGCUCUGGAGCUUAUGACUUGAGAAUCCUGGAUAGUGCUCCCACUGGUGUUAAACAUGAAGGAACUAUGUGUGAUACAUGCCGGCAACAACCUAUAUUUGGAAUUCGCUGGAAGUGUGCUGAAUGCAGUAACUACGACUUGUGCUCUGUGUGCUACCAUGGGGACAAGCAUCAUCUACGCCACAGAUUCUACCGCAUCAGUGCACCAGGAGCUCAGCGCUGCCUGGUGGAGCCCCGCCGCAAGAGCAAGAAACAAGCCGUUAGGGGAAUAUUCCCGGGAGCUAGAGUUGUGAGAGGGGUUGACUGGCAAUGGGAAGACCAAGAUGGCGGAAACGGCAGAAGAGGGAAAGUGAAUGAGAUCCAAGACUGGUCUGCAGCCAGUCCGCGAUCAGCUGCUUAUGUGGUCUGGGACAAUGGAGCUAAGAACCUUUACAGAGUUGGAUUUGAGGGAAUGGCUGACCUUAAGGUUAUGAAUGACGUAAAAGGUCAAAACGUAUACAAGGAACAUCUUCCGCUAUUGGGAGAGCUAGGCCCUGGUCGCACGGGCCCUCAUGGGCUGCAAGUUGGUGAUCAGGUGAACGUCGAUCUGGAUCUCGAAAUCGUGCAGUCGCUGCAAAUCGGGCACGGCGGCUGGACGGACGGCAUGUUCGAGUGUCUCGGGACCACUGGCACCGUCGUCGGUAUCGACGAGGACCAUGAUAUCGUUGUUACGUAUCCCAGCGGCAACCGGUGGACAUUUAACCCCGCUGUUUUAACUAAGGUAUGCAGCGGCAACAUGAGCGCGUCAGCAUCGGGCAGCGGCACAGCCUCCAGUGGCUUCGCCGUCGGCGACCUCGUGCAGGUGUGCGCCGACCAGGAGCGGGUCAAGGCGCUGCAGCGUGGACACGGCGAGUGGGCCGAGGCUAUGGCUCCGACUCUCGGAAAAAUAGGUCGCGUACAGCAGAUUUACCACGACAACGAUCUGAAAGUGGAAGUGUGCAAUACGUCGUGGACCUACAACCCCAACGCUGUCACCAAAGUCUCCUCAAUCGGUACCAUUCCGGAAAACUCUUCAGGCGAGCGCCUGUCGGCGCUCCUGAAGAAGCUAUUCGAGACGCACGUGACGGGGGACACUAGCGAGGAGCUGGUGAAGGCGGCCACGAACGGCGACGCGCCGCGCUGCGCCGACAUCCUGGCGCGCGCCGACGCGCCCGCCGACGUCAACGGCGUCUUCGGCGGACACACCGCGCUGCAGGCGGCAGCUCAAAACGGCCACCUGGAAGUGAUCCGCGCGCUGGUCGAGGCGGGCGCGGACGCGGACGCGGAGGACCGCGACGGUGACCGCGCGGCCCACCACGCCGCGUUCGGAGAUGAACCCUCGGCUCUUCGGGCCCUUGCCGCUGCUGGAGCAGAUUUAAACGCGAGGAAUAGGCGGCGGCAGACUCCGCUGCAUAUAGCAGUGAAUAAGGGACACCUGGGCGUCGUCAGGACGUUGUUACAGCUCGCUGUGCAUCCGAGUUUGCAGGACUCUGAAGGGGAUACCCCCUUACAUGAUGCUAUAUCGAAGAAACGGGACGACAUGCUGACGCUGCUGUUGGAGCAUGGAGCUGACAUGACCCUCACCAACAACAACGGUUUCAACGCGCUUCAUCAUGCAGCACUUCGAGGCAAUCCAAGUGCCAUGAAAAUAAUGCUGGGUAAACUCCCCCGGCCGUGGAUAGUGGACGAUGCGAAAGACGACGGCUACACCGCGCUCCACCUGGCGGCGCUGAACAACCACGCGGAGGUGGCCGAGCUGCUGGUGCGCGGCGGCGCGCGCCCUGAUCUGCAGAACGCGAACCUGCAGACAGCGCUGCACCUGGCAGUCGAGCGACAACACACGCAGAUAGUCCGGCUGCUCGUCUCGCACGGCGCUGACCUCAACAUCUGCGAUAAGGACGGCGACACGCCGCUGCACGAGGCGCUACGCCACCACACGCUGCAACAGCUGCGGCGGCUGCAAGACGCGCGCGACGCGGCGCUGCUCUCGGGCCUGGCUCACGCGCACGACAAGAAGUCUUCCGCGUCCAUCGCGUGCUUCCUCGCCGCACACGGCGCCGACCUCACCGUUAAGAAUAAGAAAGGUCAAACCCCACUCGACCUGUGCCCGGACCCGAACCUAUGCAAGACGCUGACAACAUGCCGCAAGGAAGGCACGGGCGGCAGCGACAUGACUCCCGAUACCGAAGCAGGCGCGGCGGCGGCAGCACCAGUCCCCGAGGAGACGGUUCACACCGACCCUACCGCGGACGAGUGCCUCGUGUGCUCUGAUGCGAAGAGAGACACUCUCUUCCGCCCGUGCGGGCACAUAUGCUGCUGCAACGUGUGUGCUGCAAGGGUGAAGAAGUGCCUGAUCUGCCGCGCAUGCGUGACGUCGCGGCAGCGCGUGGGGGAGUGCGUGGUGUGCUCGGAGGCGCCGGCCACGGUGGUGUUCCGGCCGUGCGGGGACGUGUGCGCGUGCGCGGCGUGCGCGCCGCUCAUGCGCAAGUGCGUCGAGUGCCGCACGCCGCUGCAGCACGGCACCGUGGCUCCGCACAACAUCGACCUAGAAAAAGAGGGCAGCAGCAACCUGGCACAAAUUCAAGUGAACAAGGGUCAGCCGGCCCCGGCGCAGGCCGCGCCGCACCACAUGAACAACGGCUCGCGGCCCUUGCCCUUGCCCGCGCCGGCGCCUGCUCCCGCGCCGGCAGCGGCGCCUGCGCCGGCGCCCGCGCCCGCCACAGCCCUCGUCACCUCGCCGCCGCCCGCCGACGUGCAGAAACUACAGCAGCAGUUGCAGGACAUCAAGGAGCAGACAAUGUGCCCGAUCUGCCUGGACCGGCUGAAGAACAUGAUCUUCCUGUGCGGCCACGGGAUGUGCCAGAUGUGCGGCGACCGCAUCACCGUCUGCCCCAUCUGCCGCAAGCAGGUCGAGAAACGCAUCCUCCUGUACUAGGACACCAUAACAUCGCACAUAGUGAAUAUACACCUUAUUACAAUGGGUUAAGGUUAUCUUCGACUGUAACAAUGUCUGGAGCGGCUAUCAAGGUGGGUAUUGUGCCAAAUGGUAAACUUAACCUGUACUUGUAAGGCAUACGUCAGGCGAAAGCAUCACCUUCUGCCCCGACUGUCGUAAGUCUAGAAAGGCAUAGUUAGGUAUCUACACACACCGCACAGUACUGUAUGAUUACGAGUUACAAAAAGUGAUGAAGACACGAAAAAAGCUUCCGACAGCUCAGAGUAGCCAAAACGUCUUAGAGCAGGCAUUUUUUUUGAUGAUUGAUUCGUGAUUUUUAUAUUUAUCUCAUGCGUAAAGUUGAUAAGUUCAUUGUCAUAUCAGUUUUUGAUAUUCGGUAUCAUCAGAGUUUGAUCGAUAACCAGUGAUCGUUAAUUUUUCAGCAAUUUUGGUGCAGCAUCGUUGGUUAAAAGCAUCUGUAUGCCCUACUCUAGGUGGAAUAGAUAAUUAAGGUUAAUAACAGUAAUAUUAACCUUAACCAAUCCUCUCCCUAGAAAAAAAAACAACGGGUUGCACUCCGGGAGUGCCGGCAGAAGUGAAAACUCAAUGACAUUGUAACAGUUUUUCGAUCAGGUCACGCGUCUUACGAAUUUUCAAUCUGUCGAAUCUGUCGGUCACGUAACCUGUCGCGAGUUUAAGAAUUUUUGCACAACGCCGCUAAAGAAGUUUUCACUUCAAAAAUUGAAGAAAAUCCAUUAUUUUUACUAUGCUGCACCAAAAUUGCUGGAAAAUUAACGAUCACUGUCGAUAACAAUAAUAGGCUAGUUAACUGUCCAUAAAUUAAAUUGUUUAACAGCAGUCACGAGAUUCGUUUUACAAAAAUACGCGGUAUACAAGGUAGAUAAAACAUCCAAAAACUCAAAUAAAGGAGGUGGAUUUAUCUCAGUACCUAUAUUGUCCCGUCACUAACUCCAUUCAUAAUAAAAAUAGUUGAUAACCGUCAUAAAGUGAAAAUUAAUAAUUGUGAGUAAAAUAGCUUAUUAUUUUAGAAGUAAAUUAACGACGUGACGUCAUUGGCACACUUCAUGAAUCUUAUGACAACGAGAUAAGUGGCUGUCACAUUUUGUUUCAUUAUCUAGAGAGGCUAUGAUAUUCUUAAUUGCCUGGCGGACAACAACUACAUAAGUAGGUACAUAUGUACCUUGUACGAAAUCGCAAAUCCGUUCUUUUAAAGUAUAAAAUCAUAAAAAUAUAGUUUUAAUUAAUUACGCCUGCGCUGGUCGUUUAUGUUACUAGACUUUAUUUUAUAACAAAAAAUAGUAAAACAUGGUCGUCGUCAGCCUCCUGUUCAGAUCUUUAACAUCCAUAUUAAUUAAGUACUGUACUUAUAUUAUUUUUAUUUUACAAUGUUUACUUAACACGAACGCUCCUGUUUUUUUUUUUCACAUAAAAUUAUAUCUUAGUAAACCAGUAAAAUUUACUGAUACUGGUCAAUACAUCAGACGGUAACUAGUAAAAACAGACAAAAAUCAUAAUAGCAGUGAUUUUUAUUCAGGAUGGACGCAUUUCACACUGAUCGCGACCUGCGCCGGUGAGCGAAGCGAUAAUACAUAUUCAAUCGUCCCGCGCACAGACUUCCGCUCUCAGCCUGUUGUAUAGGGCAUUUCAUUAAGACGCUGAAGCUCCAAAGACGCCGUUGUACCGAAAUCUGUCGCUCUGCUCACUGAGUGUCUGUUUUAUAAAAUAAAUAUCAGUUGGACCCUACAGUCGAACUUACUAAUUUUAAUCUGAUAUAUUAUGGUCUGUAUAUUAAAUGAUCUCGACAGCCCAAAAAAAGCAGGUGCGUUCUUGGCCUUAAAUUAGCCUUACUAUUUACAACGUAGAUAGCUAUCACUUCAAUCUAUUUUAAUGUCUUCGAUCUUGUUAUUCGGAGCAUAUGUUGUUCUAAAAUCUUCAACUUAGGCAACAUAAUUAUGAUAAUAAUUAUGUUUACCGAUUAGGCAUAAGCAUUAUAUAUCAAGUAAAUUAAAAUAAUACAUUUGUAAGAAAAAGGCCAUCCUAUGCUAUGAUAUGAGCUCAACUCGUCUAUAGGACUGAUAAAAUUUAAAAUAUGGAACUGCUAGAGGACCUAGAUAAUAAACAUUUAAAAGAAUUGAUAUUGUUGCGGUUAAAUAUUUGCUGUAAACACGUCGUUUUUUAAUGUCGAAUUUCUAUAUGUAACUAUAAGUAUAGAAUAAAAAGAAACAUGUUAUAAAAAACGUACGUAAACUCUUCAUUUUAAGAAAGCGCGAGGAAAACAAUCGUUAGAGCAAUCGUAGAAUUCCGCAACAUAAAUUAUGUCACGGAAUUGAAAAAAAUUAGCUGCCAAAUAAAUAUACAUGGCCCUGAUAGCCCGUGGUUACAUUUGAUGUCGUUAUUUUCAUGAGAUAGAUAACCUAAUAGUUAGCUUAUUCAGCUCACAUAAUUUUUUCUAAGCAACUGCAAAUAUGUAAUUUAGCAUUAAGCAUUCAUUAUUAUCCUUAAGUUUCAAAAUAUAUAUAACUCUGUGCCUUUUUGAACUUACAUAUUAUGUUACGUUACUUUCAUCGUUAUAAAAUGCAUUUAUUAUCUUUUGAUGAAUUCCAUUAAGUAUUACUACAUUAUAAUCUAUUUCAUUUAAAUUGUUACGAGUGAUGUUAGACCAUCUUUGUACGUAUACAAAAAUAUUUAUAAGACUUCAUUGUAUUUCUUUGUCAACUAUUGUUAAAUAAAAGAAUAUUUAAAAAUCA